This is a messenger RNA of Raphanus sativus (radish), 1157 nucleotides long. RefSeq names its product probable WRKY transcription factor 40. Gene Ontology annotation, molecular function: sequence-specific DNA binding; DNA-binding transcription factor activity. The transcript is spliced from 4 exons. Lineage: Eukaryota; Viridiplantae; Streptophyta; Magnoliopsida; Brassicales; Brassicaceae. Gene Ontology annotation, biological process: regulation of DNA-templated transcription. The record is from RefSeq and is a predicted model, not a curated record. Bases 163 to 1050 code for a protein of 295 amino acids.
CUUCUUCAACAAUCCCAGAAGAGUAAAAAACAAGAACCCAAUAAGAUCGUCUCUUUCUAAGAAUCUAUCAACUUUAUUCCUCAACUUAAGGAACUUGCUCCACAUAUACACAUACCCUAGAAAAUCAAGAUCCAAGCAGAGUCAUCGUAGAUAUAUACAUCCAUGGACCAGCCUUCUUUCGUUGAUACUUCUUUAGAUCUCACUAUUGGUGUUACUCGUAUGCGAGUUGAAGAAGAUACCACGACAAGUGCUUUGGUGGAUGAAUUAAACCGAGUAAGUGCUGAGAACAAGAAGCUCUCGGAGAUGCUAUCAUUGAUGUGUGAAAACUACAACGUCUUGAGGAAACAGCUGACGGAAUAUGUAAACAAGAGCAACAACAUGACCGAGAGAGACCAAACCAGUCCUCCCAAGAAACGCAAAUCUCCAGCGAGAGAUGACGCAGUUAGCUCUGCUGUUAUCUGUGGAGUGUCAGAGAGUAGCUCGACGGAUCAAGAUGAACAGUAUCUGUGCAAGAAGAAGCAGAGAGAAGAGACUGUUGUGAAGGAGAAAGUCUCAAGAGUUUAUUACAAGACCGAAGCUUCUGACACUACCCUUGUUGUGAAAGAUGGGUAUCAAUGGAGGAAAUAUGGACAGAAAGUGACCAGAGACAACCCCUUUCCAAGAGCUUACUUCAAAUGUGCUUGUGCUCCUAGCUGUUCUGUCAAAAAGAAGGUUCAGAGAAGUGUGGAGGAUCAGUCCAUGUUGGUAGCGACUUAUGAGGGUGAACAUAACCAUCCAAUGCCGUCGCAGAUCGAUUCAAACAGUGGCUUGAACCGCUACCUCUCUCUUGGUGGUCACACUGCACCAGCCAAGGGAAGUAGUAGUAGUUUGGCUGAGCCUGUGACUGAAUCCAAGAAAGUAACUAGCCCAUCAAGAAUGGAUAUUCCAGAAGUUCAGAAACUUUUGGUGGAGCAAAUGGCUUCUUCCUUGACCAAGGAUCCUAACUUCACAGCAGCAUUAGCAGCAGCUGUUACCGGGAGAUUGUAUCAACAGAACCAGACCGAAAAAUAGUUUUAGUUUAAAAUUCUAUUAGUGUUUUUAGAUUUGAAUAUGGCAUAUGAGACAAAGAGAGUAGCAUAGAUUUAUAAUCAAGAAAUUACUCCUAGUUUGACAACAAA